CGUGAGAACAGAGCCUGCUCCUCAGCCCUCAGCACCUCACACAGGACGUGAAUCUCAGCACUGCCCACCUCCGCUUCAGGUGCCAGAUGGGAAGGAUUGUCUUUGUCAGACCUUCAAUACGUGGAGCUAACUGCAAAUAAAAGUACUCAGACGUGAGAUAAAAGACGGGUAUUUGCCUCCUUCAAAGCCACCACGUGCAGGCUAAAGAGGAACCAGCACUGACCACACCACUGAGCAAACCAGCAUACAAACACAAAGGACAAUGAGUCUCCUAAAGGAACGAAAACCAAAAAAGCCGCACUAUAUUCCACGGCCCCCAGGAAAACCCUUCAAGUACAAAUGCUUCCAAUGUCCUUUCACUUGCAAUGAGAAGUCACAUCUUUUCAAUCACAUGAAGUAUGGUCUCUGUAAAAACUCCAUCACCUUAGUGUCAGAGCAAGAUCGCAUUCCCAAGUGCCCCAAGUCUAACUCACUGGACUCUAAGCAGACCCAUCAACCAGAGCACAUCUCAAAGCCAGCCACUUCCAAGUCCCUCUCAAAUGGACUCUCCAGCUUUGAUCUGAAGGCUCAGCAGGGCUUUGUCAAGGAAGAUGCCAAGGAGAACCUUGAACUACAGGCACGGGGGACCCAAAAGUGUCCACAGAAGCCAGCCCAUCAGAAGGAAAUAGCACCAGAAGCUAUUCUGAGCUCUCAGCCCAGCCUAGACAGUGGGGUUAGACCUUCAGCAUUUGUUCCAGUCGGGGAGCACAGACUUAGGGGGCCAGAAGAUACAGAAGCUCCUGAAAUACUGGCAUUAACCAGCCCCAGUGCCAAAGCCACCUCUUUCCAUGCCAAGUCUGCAUUUCAUGCUCCUGGCUACCCUUGGAAAGCUGGCUCCCCAUUCCUCCCACCUGACUUUUCACAUAAAAUACCAUCUACAAAGGGGUUCAGUGCCAUCUCCCCUUAUGUUCACCCUGCAAUCCCAGAGUACCCUCCUCCCUUCUACACAGAGCAUGGGCUAACUGCCAUUUACUCCCCCUACCUAUUGGCUGGUAAUGCACCUGAGUGUGACACCACCCUGCUGUCUGUCUAUGGGGCCCAAGACCAAAGACACUUCCUUCCUCACCCAGGGCCAAUCCCUAAGCACUUGAACCCAUCUCCAUCAACAUAUGAUCACUAUAGAUUUUUCCAACAAUACCACUCUAAUCUCCCAAUUCCUUAUGGAUUUUACAGACCAGAGUCUGCAUUUUCCUCCUAUGGUCUCAGGCUCCCACCUGUCACUGGCAUUACACGAGACCAGAGCUCUCGCUUUCAUGAAGAAACCACCCUGGCCUACCCGGCCUCAAGUCCUUCAGAGUUAAACCUUUCAAAUUCCCACAAAAAGCACACAGACUAUGAGAAGGAAAGUCCAAUUCCUGAGGCAAAAGACCCUUCCAAAGAUGGGCAGAGGGACACAGAAGGGGCCAAAAUGAGCCCUCGUGCAGGCAGCGCUGCCACUGGCUCCCCAGGGAGGCCAAGCCCUACCAACUUCAUGCAGACAAGCCAGACCUGUGAAGGCUUGUGUGACCUCUCAAACAAAGCAGCCUCCUCAGGAACCUUGGAGAGACUCCAGCAGCCAGAGCAGAGCCCCACAGCCUUUAAGCCUAUCCAGAGGAGUACAGAAUGCUCUCACUUCCAACCUCCUGCAAAUAGGACAGAGUCACCAAAAAGCCUCCAGGACAUGAAUGGAGACCCUUCAGCCCAAACAGAGAGCACCUCUCUUAUCACAGAGGUCCCACCCUCCAGCCCAGAGGAAUACUCCAAAAUAAGCCCCCUCAACCUCUCUAAGAAGUCAGAGACAAACCCUGCAGCCUCCCAUGGACCUAUGUAUUCAGGCAGUGCCCAGGCAGAAAGCCUGGGCUUCUCAGAGCUGCAAGACCUGCCUCUCAAUCUCUCUGUGAAGGACACCUGCAAUUCAUGGACUCAAAGGCCUAUCCUUCCCAGCCCACCACAAGCUACAGAACCUGCUGCUGCUGCUGCUGAAGAAGAAGAACAAGAAGAACAAGAAGAAGAAGAAAAGACUGAGAAAAAAGGUUCUGCAGAUGGGUCAAGCCAUGUGGAGUCACAAGACAAGGAUCCCAGCAAGAAGGUCCCAAGUGCACAUAUGGUAGAUAGCAGUGAUGAACAAAAGCAGACAGCAGCUGUGGCCCUCUGUCAGUUGGCAGCCUACAGCCCAGGGAAUGUCCAAGUUGGUGAUGGAGAGCCCACAGCCCAGGAGUCCAACCGUCAAGAUGUACAUACCCUCAGUUCUACAGAGAACCAGGGGGCUCAGUGUGGCCUCAAACCCAAAGGACAAAAGAGGACAAGUCAAAGGGAUGCAGGAAAAUCCCAGCAAGGAACUAAAAAGCCAAAGCCAAAUAACAUGGUACCAAGAGUGUUCACUCUGCGCAAAAGAACCCGGGUGUCUUGAGGUUUCAUAUGUACAGAGCUGUGGCCAUAAACUUGACUCCACACCAAGGGCACUUCCAGCCUCUUGAAGGGACUGAACCACUAACCAAACAGCACAAAACCACAGCGUCACCUCUCUACCUCUACCCAACAGUGGCCUGAGGCUCACGAACCUUCU
Jaculus jaculus (lesser Egyptian jerboa) is the source of this 2584-nucleotide messenger RNA. RefSeq names its product zinc finger protein 750 (gene Znf750). Gene Ontology annotation, molecular function: promoter-specific chromatin binding; RNA polymerase II cis-regulatory region sequence-specific DNA binding; DNA-binding transcription activator activity, RNA polymerase II-specific. Bases 263 to 2428 code for a protein of 721 amino acids. The transcript is spliced from 4 exons. Gene Ontology annotation, biological process: positive regulation of transcription by RNA polymerase II; epidermis development. Lineage: Eukaryota; Metazoa; Chordata; Mammalia; Rodentia; Dipodidae. Gene Ontology annotation, cellular component: nucleus. The record is from RefSeq and is a predicted model, not a curated record.